UUGGGAUGCUGUCGGAAACUAGAGCGCAGCAGUGGAUCUAGUUAGCUAGCUAGUGCUAACUGCAUACAGUACAUAACGGAAUUAUGUUUUGUUUUGAUUUUCACCUUUCCUGGAGAUGGACGUUGAGAUUGCAGUAAGGAAUUUGCACCCAUGAUAUAGCCGGAAUCAGGAGCGCUCUUUCCGGGGGACUUAUAAUCCUUAUCAUUUUCUGAACCAAUCCCAUACUGCUAGCUGGUAAGCUGGCUAACAUUAUCCACACAGCCUUGUAGUGGGCAAAGUGGAUAAAAAUGUCGGAUACUAAGGUAAAAGUUGCAGUUAGAGUCCGACCAAUGAAUCGGAGAGAAUUGGAACUGAAUACAAAAUGUGUUGUGGAAAUGGAGGAAAACCAAACUGUCCUGCACCCCCCACCCUCAAACACAAAAGGAGAAAACAGGUAA
Molecule: messenger RNA, 437 nt
Organism: Megalops cyprinoides (Indo-Pacific tarpon)
Lineage: Eukaryota; Metazoa; Chordata; Actinopteri; Elopiformes; Megalopidae
Product: kinesin-like protein KIF13A
Exons: 2
Coding region: 288-437 (49 amino acids)
Biological process (GO): microtubule-based movement
Molecular function (GO): microtubule binding; ATP binding; microtubule motor activity
Source: RefSeq, a predicted model, not a curated record